This is a messenger RNA of Musa acuminata subsp. malaccensis (wild Malaysian banana), 1807 nucleotides long. Its product is annotated as probable UDP-arabinose 4-epimerase 2. Gene Ontology annotation, molecular function: UDP-glucose 4-epimerase activity. NCBI's taxonomy places the organism in Eukaryota, Viridiplantae, Streptophyta, Magnoliopsida, Zingiberales, Musaceae. Gene Ontology annotation, cellular component: cytosol. The record is from RefSeq and is a predicted model, not a curated record. Gene Ontology annotation, biological process: beta-D-galactose catabolic process via UDP-galactose, Leloir pathway.
UUCGCACUGCUUUCAUGUUGAUGAAAAGUCCACCACGACUCGGUCCGGAAUUGUAUGACUCACCUGCCGCUUUUAAUUGUCGCCCGGCUUCUCUGUGUCUGUGCCUCUGCCCCCUCCCUCAGCUGCCCCUCUUGCGUCGCCAGCUCUCUUGAUCUGACUGGCAAUUAGAGGUUGGGUUCGUUGGAAAAGAGGAAACUGAUCUAAUUCACCCUCGUGCUUAUUAUGAAGGAAAAUCCUCAAAUGCUACCCACCAACAGGAGUAGAACUCAACCCAGAGCUGUUAGACCUUGGCCCCUUUCAGGGAUGGACAACUCCGAUUCAAGGCGCAAGCCUCAUGUUUAUGGAAAACUUCUGAUGGCAGUUAUUCUGACAGCCUUCUGCAUACUGAUUUUAAAGCAAUCCCCGAAUUUUAGUGGCAGUAAUGUGUUUUCUCAUCAUGAACCUGGGGUAACUCAUGUCUUAGUAACAGGCGGUGCUGGCUAUAUUGGCUCGCAUGCUGCACUUCGACUCCUAACAGACUCAUACCGUGUUACAAUUGUGGAUAACCUUUCCAGAGGGAAUCUUGGGGCUAUUAGGGUUCUCCAGCAGCUGUUUCCAGAGCCUGGAAGACUUCAGUUUAUUUUUGCUGAUUUAGGGGAUGCGAGAGCUGUCAACAGGAUAUUUGCUGAAAAUGCUUUCGAUGCUGUUAUGCACUUUGCAGCUGUUGCUUAUGUAGGGGAAAGCACACUUGAACCUCUUAGGUACUAUCACAACAUCACGGCAAAUACUUUGGUAAUUCUUGAAGCUAUGGCAGCACAUGGCGUUAAAACUCUUAUUUACUCGAGUACCUGUGCUACUUAUGGAGAACCAGAAAAGAUGCCUAUUACAGAAGAAACUCCUCAGCUUCCUAUCAACCCAUACGGGAAGGCCAAGAAAAUGGCAGAAGACAUCAUCUUGGAUUUUUCAAAGAGAUCAGACAUGGCAGUCAUGAUCUUAAGGUAUUUCAAUGUCAUAGGCUCAGAUCCAGAAGGAAGACUAGGUGAAGCUCCUAGACCUGAACUAAGGGAGCAUGGACGUAUAUCUGGUGCGUGCUUCGAUGCAGCACUAGGUAUCAUACCAGGGUUGAAGGUUAAAGGAACAGACUAUGCAACAAGUGAUGGAACUUGUAUCAGAGACUAUAUCGAUGUCACUGACCUUGUUGAUGCUCAUGUGAAAGCUCUUGACAAGGCAAGGCCUAACAAAGUUGGUAUAUACAACGUUGGUACUGGAAAAGGAAGGUCAGUCAAAGAAUUUGUCGAGGCCUGCAAGAAGGCAACUGGGGUGAACAUCAAAGUUGACUACCUUGAACGUAGACCAGGGGACUAUGCCGAAGUCUACAGUGACCCUUCAAAAAUCAAUUCGGAGCUCAACUGGACCGCACAUUACACCGAUCUUCAAAAGAGCCUCUCAACCGCAUGGAGAUGGCAGAAAUCACAUCCGAAUGGUUAUCGGUCACCAUCGGCCAUGGCUGUUUGAUCAACUGUUCCACUCGAUUAUACAUAUUAGAUUUCAUGAAGAUGUCAGCUUCUGAUAGAAGUCAUUAGCAACCUUCAUUGCUUAGAUUAAUGAUGAGGGUGGUCUUGGCAAGCAUAGAGGAAGGAUUCAAUCACUCGCGAAGUCUUAUCAUACUGAGUGUAGGAAUCGAGAUAAAAAUGUGUUAUUUUUACAAAGGUUAUGCAGAAGCCAUUAAAGAACAGAGCUCAUAGUUGUAAUCCCCCAUUGAUGGAUUUCUCAUGUAUGAUUCUUAAGUUGUGAUAAAAUGCCAUGAUUAUUCUUUUUCCCAUAUAAA